GACUAUUUAUUAUUUUAAACCAAGCACGUGCGUCUGAUAAACGUGUUUUUGUUUGAAAAUCAAUUUAAAAGCAAUUUAUAUAUUAUGGAAGAUGCUCACCCAGGGGCUGCGCCAGCCAACAACUUGGUUACAAAUGUGGAGGCAGCAGCGCACCUAACUACAAAAGAAGAGGCCACCAAUGCAAAGACCGUCGUGCCUGAAGAAGCAGCUGUUGAGGCGGAAACAAAUAAAAGUGAUUCAACAAGCAUUGUUGACGAAUUAACCACAAAUACGAUGCCCACAUCUCAAAUAGAUGCAUACAAAGAAAAUCCAGUCGAUACGUUGAUAAGCAGCCAGGUGGAAGCACAUGCUGGGCCCCAAACAGUAGAAAGUCUAAGUGCUAUGCCUGUUGAGUCAGCAGAACUAAAAGUGCCUAUAAAUAUCACAAAGCCAGUUGACGCAGAACUGAGCUGCGAGGGAAUAGAUGGUGGUGCUCAAGUGGAACCCACAACGGCUGCGAGUGCAGUGAUUGAUACAGAGAUGAGCAAUGAGCCUGUAGUCGGUAAUCCUAUAGAGGAACUCACAACCGCCUCGACUGUAAAGGCAGAAGCAGAGCUAGGCGGCGAAGGACCAGUUGCUAAUCCUCAAGUGGAACCCACAGCGGCUGCGACUGCAGUGGAUGAUACAGAGAUGAGCAAUGGGUCAAUAGUUCCCAAUCCUAAAAAGGAACUCACAACUGCCUCGACUGCAAUUCCAGAGGCAGAGCAUGGCGGCGAGGGAAUAGGCGCUAAUCCUCAAUUGGCAAUGACAGCCGUUGCCAAUGAAGUCGUGGCUGUCAAUCCACAAGUGGAUCUCACAGUAGUUGCUAAUCCUCAAGUGGAACUCACAACCGCUGUAACUGCAAUGGAAUGCGAAACGUUGUCGGAGGCGCCAACAAACACGGCAGCAGCAAAACCAUUAAACGGGCUCAGCUUGCUGGCUGCCUACGGCUCUGAUGUGGAUUCAGAUGUGGAGGAUGUAACCCAAGUAGAAGAUAGCGACAACGAUGACAUAGUUGAGGUGCCCGUCAACAGUUCCGCGAUACGUCGACAAGUUGUGCCCGUGAGCUCGGGUAGCGACAGCAGCAGCAGCAGCAGCGACUCGGACUCAAACUCUGAGGCCGAAUAUCUCACGGUGCUGCGCAAGAAAAUAGAGAAGCGCAUCAAUACCGAGGAUUGUGAGGAUGAGGAUGACGAUGACGAUGUGGAGGGUGAUGCACGGCCCCGUCGUCGCCAGCCGCCAAAAGUGCGCGGCGAGAUGCUUUUGGAUGAGCUGCCGCCCAUACACCAGCUGGAGAUAACCGUGCCAGAGGAUGAGUGCAUUGAGCUGGGCAAAGUGCAUUCGAUAGUGGAUCAACUGGUGCUGGUUAGUGUGCUGCCCAAUUCCAUGCUCUUCGAUCUGGACACUGUGCUGUUUCUGGAAAAAGGACGCAAAGUGCUGGGUCAGGUGUUCGAUGUGCUCGGCCAGGUGGCCGAUCCGCUUUACUGUGUGCGUUUCAAUACCAAUCAGCAGAUCAAGGAGCGCAACAUUAACAUUGGCGACAUUGUCUACUGUGCGCCGCAGACGGAGCACACACAAUUCGUUAUACUCUCCAAGCUGAUGCAGGUGCGCGGCUCGGAUGCCUCGUGGGAGCAUGAUGUGGAGCCGCCGGCGCGUUUCAUUGAUUACUCAGACGAUGAGGCGGAGCGGGAGGCACGCUGGGAGCAACGCAAGAAGCGACAACGUGAGCGCACCAAUUCCACGGACUCCGUGGAUACGGUGACCACAACAAACACCGAGACAAGUGAGCUGCCGGCCGCGGCUCCUCGACAACGUGGUCGACGCGCUCAACGCCAGUCGCAGAAUUACUCAAAUCGCAAUCAGGCAAGGGAGCAGCACAGUCAAGCCCGUUCGCAAUCGAGUGAGACAGAGUACAACUAUCAUCCCAGCUACAAUCCGGGCAGCUGGCACUCCAACUAUUAUCACAAUUAUCAUCCGCCGGCGGCCAAUUUCAAUAUGAUGCCAGGCAUGCCGUUUCCCAUGCCCGCACAUGGCUAUGGCUAUAUGCAAGCGCCGCCACCUCCGCCACCGCAUCCCUAUGCCAUGCCCCCGCCCAUGGCCAUGCCUCCGCAGAUGUACCCGGGCUACGGCCAGCCCCCACAGCCCCCCAAUUAGAACUUAAUGCGCCUAUUUUAUUUACUUUAUUCCAAUAAAAAAAAAUAUUUGUAAA
Messenger RNA from Drosophila virilis, 2227 nucleotides. Its product is annotated as H/ACA ribonucleoprotein complex non-core subunit NAF1. Gene Ontology annotation, biological process: box H/ACA snoRNP assembly; ribosome biogenesis; pseudouridine synthesis. Gene Ontology annotation, molecular function: RNA binding. The record is from RefSeq and is a predicted model, not a curated record. Lineage: Eukaryota; Metazoa; Arthropoda; Insecta; Diptera; Drosophilidae. Gene Ontology annotation, cellular component: sno(s)RNA-containing ribonucleoprotein complex.